ACGACAUAAACUUGUAAACAAAUGUCCCGGUCCGUUUAGUGCCUUUCAGAAUGUAGCUAAGGAAGUAGCUACAAUUUAUUAAUUCUUCUUUCACUUAUUUUUGAAUCCUCCUUUUCGCCGUUCGACCCUUUUAAUAAAUGAACCAGGAUUUAUUUGAGAACCCAUUUGGAAUUCCUCCACCCUCUGAUGAUUCUUAUGCAGCGCUCUCAAAAUUCACAAAUGAAUUCGCAAAGACGAUUCCCCAAUAUCAAUUUGAUUCGUUCAGAAGCAAACUGGCGAGCCUUUAUGAAGCACUUACAUCUAAACUUCGAGGAGGAGAGACAUUUUCACAAGAUAAUAUGUCUGAAAUUCGAAGAUUGUUUCAAAUGACUGACGAAAAGUUUAAUGACGAAGUUUAAUAUCCUUAGAGAAGACGUUCGUAGCCUUAGAAAAGACGUCGGUAGCCUCGGAGGACGACUGGAAAGACUAGAAGGACAAUUUGAGUCUAAUGCUAUCAAUGUUCAGGCAAAUAACGGUGAGAUUCACACAAGCAUCCGCCGAAUUGAUUCUAAAGUUAACAAAACAAGAACCUUAGCCCAGAGAUCUGAAAACAUUUUACACAGAGUUAUGGCUAGUGAUACAAAGCCAAUUCCGUUUGUCAACGGACAGCAACAUCCUGCUGGGCUGCCUGAAUUAAUAACUAUUUCUGACAUUGAUGGUCUAAAUCCAGAACAAUUGAAAACAUAUCUAGAGGGAUAUGGCGGUAACUAUGAUGAGAAUGAGCCACGAGUAUUUCAAAAAAAAAGCUUUCUGAUUACGUCGGUUUUAUUACGCCCCAAGAAUCCCGUUACGAGUUUUCAGAUAACAAUGAACCUUUUGAAAAUGCAGGAAAUAAGCGGGUCACAAGGAGUAGCACUCGUCAAUAUCGAUGAAGUUUUACGAUUAGGGAUAUUAAUUUCAUAGCACCGCUUUCACAGGCUAAAGCAUUUCCAAACUUGUACUUAUGAGCAAUGAGAAGUCUCGGUCAUAUGAGACUAUCUGACACCAAACUCACAGCUUACUCAAGUAAGGUAGCAGAAACUUCCAAGUAUGGUGUACUCGUUACCUUGAUGGUUACGGAAUCCGCUAUGGACUUGAUAGAAUAAUCAAACCAAAGGAGCGUCUUUGUAUCGGCAUCGGAUUUACAACUAACUACUAAUAUUGAGUUUUGAUUUUCGAUUUUCUGCAUUUAAGUAAACUUCUAUAGGGGUCAGACUUUUCUUUUCGUUUUUACAUCAUAAUAACUAACCUUCUCAAUAAUUGCAUAAACUUAUUUAUUUUACAUCUUUAUAGCAAAGGGUGAUGGAAUACUCCAACCCGAUCAUCUAAGAAAUUCACAGUAUCCCAGGUAAACGCUCGAAAAUGCAGACAAUGGAACGAAUCAGUAAAUGAAAUGAGAUGCAGUACUAUUGUCACCUUGAAUCAUGGAUUAUCAAUGGUCGAAUAGAGAAUUUGUUUGACUAUUUGAUUUUCUAUUACUAUUUUUAUUCACGUCUUUUCAAGUCGUCAAUUAAAAGAAAUUUCACUUGCAAUUUGGUUUGUUUUUGUAAAUCACAUUUUUACUUCUUAUUUACAUUUUAAGCUCAGCUGAUCACCUUUGCUUUAAAGAAUUUAACAAUGUCCUUUCAGUUCGUUAUUUUUGUACAUAAACACUGCCUGCAGUACCUUGCCAGUACUCAUAAUCUGUCCUAAAGUGAUUCGAUUCUGU
Messenger RNA from Schizosaccharomyces octosporus yFS286, 1726 nucleotides. RefSeq lists its product as uncharacterized. NCBI's taxonomy places the organism in Eukaryota, Fungi, Ascomycota, Schizosaccharomycetes, Schizosaccharomycetales, Schizosaccharomycetaceae. The transcript has a single exon. The coding region runs from base 385 to 942 and encodes 185 amino acids. The record is from RefSeq and is a predicted model, not a curated record.